GUUACGAGUUAUCAAGGGGGAGAGUUGCGUGGAGGAGCCAUUGUAGCUGCCGACGACAGCAUCAUGGGCCCAAAGCUGAGCGUCGAAGCCAAGUUCACAUCAGCGUCGCCGAUUCUAAAGGAGUAUCGCCAAGGUUGGUGUCCGUGAGGUGUCAUCUUUGGCGUGUUCAACCCGAGCGACAUGAUCGGCGUAGUGCAAUUACGCGAGGUCCGCCAAGUCAUCCAAGACUAUGAAGACAUGCAGCGCGAAUAUGGCGACUUCAUGGCCGUGACUCAGGACCAGUUUGAUCAGCUCUUUUCCGUCGUGUGCAGCGACACUGUAGCUCACUUUCAAGAAUUUGAUGUGCGUGGGGUCGGGCGCGUCGACGUGCUCGAAGUAUUCGCAGUCCUCAUUGUGUUUUCAAAAGACUUGAUCGAGCCCAAGAUCCAAGCAUUGUUUUCCUUAUUUGAUUUUGACAAGACGUGCUACAUCUCGCAUACCGAGCUUGUUAUGCUCAUGAUCUGUUGUACGCGCGGCUUGUGCCGCGUGGUCGGGUUGGAGCGACCCGACAACCUGGAACUCGAAUGCUUGGCCAACGAAGCGUUCGCCAAGAUCGACACAAACCGCAAUCGGCGCAUUUCACUCAGCGAGUUUUCGUUUUGGCUUCAUCACGAACAUAGCGUCAUCUUGUACCUCAAAAAAUUCGCCAGCACGCGCUUGAUUGCCGAUGCCAUGCUCUUGUACGACAGACAGCUAAAACUCGCCAUCGAUCUCUUCUUGGCCGCGGCUGCUGUCCGCCAUAAAGCGUCGGUCGGCAACGCUGCGGAAGGCACGGUGAGCUAUCCUGCGUGCACGCUGGUUCAAGUUCGAUCAGUCGUCUCAGCCCUCAAGCUGCCCAAUCUCAAGCCGAACCACGUGGAUGAACUCAUUGGUUACAUGACCCAGAUGGUCGAAGCGGACGAAGAUUCCGGACACUCGGUGAUUGCCUUGCCCAACUUCUUGUCGGUCAUGUCGCCGGCACUGGCGUUCUUUGCCGCCGACGACGACCACUCGAUGACUGUGGACGUGCAAGAGCUGCGUAUUUUGCUGUGGUUGAUGCGCAAAAAGGAACCAACGGAGCUCCAAACAAAAGGCAUGCUCUUGUCCCUCGAUGACGACGAAAACGGCCAACUGAGCUGCAUGGAAUGGGUCCACUAUGCAUCUGGCAUCGACCAAUCCACAGGAUCGCUGGCGUUCAACGCGCAGCUGCGAUACCUCUUUGAGCAAUGCGAUCGUGACGGGAAUGGCUCAAUUCACGUUGCCGAUUUCAGCGCCGGUCUCAAAACAGUCGUGACGCGGUCCGUGCAUGCGGCCAUUCCCAAAGCCAACAAAGUUCUCUAAUUCCGUGUUUUCGUGCGACGCUAUCUCAUGUCGCGGUGGCCGCAGGUUGGGGAGAAGAAGUGGGCGAUCAUAGACGACAUGCUGGCGUCACUCGCAAAGGAAAUUAUGGACUGUGUCGACGUGAACAACAGCAAAACGAUCGAGUGGAAAGAAUUCAAAGCCCAUUUAGAGUUCAUCGAAGACCGCGUGGCCAAGGUCAAGGCGUAUGUCCUCGGGUUUGUCGUCGUGUAAUCGAACAAGUAAAGCAUGCGUCUCGGGCGCUGUGGUGUUGUGUGGCGAGCG
Aphanomyces invadans is the source of this 1641-nucleotide messenger RNA. RefSeq lists its product as hypothetical. The transcript has 12 exons. Bases 181 to 1359 code for a protein of 392 amino acids. Gene Ontology annotation, molecular function: calcium-dependent protein serine/threonine phosphatase regulator activity; calcium ion binding. The record is from RefSeq and is a predicted model, not a curated record. Lineage: Eukaryota; Oomycota; Saprolegniomycetes; Saprolegniales; Verrucalvaceae.